Anolis sagrei ordinatus is the source of this 6000-nucleotide messenger RNA. It is a transcript of the gene VASH2, whose product is annotated as vasohibin 2. Lineage: Eukaryota; Metazoa; Chordata; Lepidosauria; Squamata; Anolidae. The record is from RefSeq and is a predicted model, not a curated record. Gene Ontology annotation, biological process: regulation of angiogenesis. Gene Ontology annotation, cellular component: cytoplasm.
GGGGAGGCUCGGAACGUCGGCGGCUGCCGGGUAACAUGGUUACAUGUCAGGGAGAGUCAGCCUUCAUCAUGGAACAUGGACUGAGGCGAAGGCGGGCCAUGGACCGGCUGCAGAGGCAGCACCAGCCCCAGCCCCCGGGAGGAAAGGCCCCGGGGCAAUGAGGCCCCCUGCCUCGGCCAGACUCUGCUUGCGCGAAGAGGAGGAAGAGGAAGCGAAGGAAGAGGAGAAGAAAACUGUUGUUGGGGAUCUGCUUGUCUGCUGCUCUUAGCUGAACCGACUCCAUGCCCUCCUGAUUCCCUAGGUGCGAGGGCAGCAUGAGGAAGACGGCUUCGUGGGGCCACUGAACUUCUUGCCUUUCCCUGCCCGGCUCCAAACCCAUUCGCUCCCUCAUUGGUGCCUAGUGACCAUGACGGGGUCCAGCGCCAAUGCUUGCCGCAAAGCUCACCCCAAGGGAGAGAAAGGGGGGCGCUCCCGGAGCUCCCAUGCCCGGCCGAUCAGUACUGCCAACAACGGAGGGUCCGAGGAGGAGGACAAAGAUGGAGGGGUGGCCUUCCUCGUCAACAAAAGUGGAUUCCCCAUUGACGGGCACACCUGGGAGAGGAUGUGGGGCCACGUGGCCAAGGUGCACCCCUCGGGCCAAGAGAUGGUCGAGACCAUCAGGAACGCUGCCCAGCUGACAAAACCUUCAGUACCUUCUGUGCCAAACUACAAGGCUUCCAUGACGAUCCCCGAAUGGCUUCAGGCAAUACAGAAUUACAUGAAGAUGCUGCAAUACAAUCACACGGGAACUCAAUUUUUUGAAAUUAGAAAAUCAAGACCUCUAAGUGGGUUAAUGGAAUCGGCAAAAGAAAUGACCAGGGAAUCAUUACCUAUCAAAUGCCUUGAAGCAGUUAUCCUGGGGAUAUAUUUAACUAAUGGGCAGCCUUCCGUGGAACGAUUCCCAAUCAGCUUUAAAUCCCAUUUCUCAGGGAACAAUUUUCAUCAUGUGGUGCUUGGAAUUUAUUUCAAUGGCCGAUACGGAUCGCUGGGCAUGAGCCGAAGAUCAGAGUUGAUGGACAAACCGUUGAUCUACCGAACUCUCAGUGACCUCAUCUUUGAAUUUGAAGAGUCUUAUAAAAGGUACUUGCACUCGGUGAAGAAAGUGAAAAUUGGAUUGUACGUCCCUCAUGAGCCACACAGCUUUCAGCCCAUCGAGUGGAGGCAGUUGGUCCUCAACAUGUCAAAGAUGAUGCGUUCUGAGAUCAGGAAGGAGUUGGAGAAAUAUGCCAGGGAUAUGAGAAUGAAGAUUUUGAAGCCCGCAAGUGCCCAUUCACCAGUCAAGCAGAGGUCACGAGGAAAGUCCUUGUCUCCCCGAAGAAGACAGGCCAGUCCUCAGAGGCGGGCCUGCCGAAGAGACAAGUCGCAGAAACUGAGUCCAAUUCGGCUGACUGAAGUUUUCAGGCCGGCUGUGCUGGACAAGAAGGGAGGAGACCUCUCGACAUUGAAUGAAGUUGGCUAUCAACUGCGCAUCUGACCAGGCUAGAGAUGGAAUACAUUGGCUUCCGGGGUGCUCUUUGCUGCACUUUACCCUGUGAUCUGUGGACAUUGAGGGAGGGGGAAAGGGGGCUGCCAGUAUUUAUUAUGAAUGUGAGAGUUUUACUCGCGAUUUCACCUAGAACUUAGGAGAAGUGACAGUGGUGAUAUUUUUAUUUUUUACUUUUCGAGUCAUGAAAUGGAAUCAAGGAAAAAAGGACAUUAAAAAAAAGAAAUGAUAAUGCUAACGAUAACGGUGUUAAUCCUCCAUCCUGCUUAAGAGGGGGAGGUGAUGUGUGUGGCUUGGCUUUUUAAAAUUUGGAUUGUUUUGGUAGUGGCUACUUUGCAUUGGUUUGGAGCAUUGUGUGACGUCUUCUGUAGGAUUUAGGAGUGGCAAUGAUGAAAGUAUAUUCCUCUGUGGGGUUUCUUUUUCUUUCAAGUGCUGGGGGCAAAUUCAAGAAAGGAAUCGUCUUCUGAGAACUUGCUUUCUACAGCCUCCACUGAAAAUAAGGACAAACUGGAGUCACAACAAUGGACCUCGGUGGAGAUUCCGGAAACCUUUCCCAAGCUCUAACUCGGUGUAAGGGAAGUUGCUGAAAGACUGUGUUUUGAAUCCAGCAUUGAAAUGUGACAUUCAGCAAUAAAAACGUGGUCCAGAAGUUACACUAGUGGGCUUCCCCCCUUCAAAAUAUCAAUAUUACCUCAGAAACCUUUACAAUAGAUAUGCAAAACUGACAGUGUUUUAAUUUUGUAAUGGGUUUGUAUUGUGUUCCCAGCUUCUCCAGUAGCAGAGCAUUUACUGCACCCUUCCCAGUUCUACUCCAUUCUGCCUUAUUCCCUAUUUCUGCUCAUCUGUGACAAAGGACUAAAAUGGUCAUGAUAUACAAGUGUCCUCUUCAAAGCACUGAAGUCUUACAUUACGUUAGGGAUAGGGAAAACUUAAUGAUCUGCCAAGGAAAAAAAACCCGACCAAUACAGCUUGGGCAUCCCUUAUCCGGAGUUCUGAUAUCCAAAAUAUUCCAAAAUCGUCCAUAUAGGUGGCUGAGAUAGUGACACCUUUGCUUUCUGGUGGUUCAAUGUACACAAACUUUGUUUCAUGCACAAAAUUAUUUAGAAUGUAGUGUAUAUGAAACAUGAACAAUGUUGUGGUUAGAAUUGGGUCUCGUCUCCAAGAUGCAUGUAUAAGCAAAGGUUUGAAAAAUAAUCCAAACCCCGAACAUUUCUGGUUCCAAGAAUUUUGGAUAAGGGAUACUUGGCCUGUAAUAAUUAAGUAAAUAUCAGGUAAAUAUAGGAUUUCAUCACAAGCUUUUAUUUUUCAUGAACUACAAUUUUUACAAGCACAAGUGGAAUGAUCCAGUGGUUUUGAAUCCCUGAGGCUCUCAUGUUCAUGUGGAGCGCUGAGCUUACAAUUAUAAUUCCAUUUUCGUCAGCACACCAUAGAGUGCUCUGCACAUCCAAUGGGAACCCAUUAUCUUUGGGGAAUAUUUUUCAAAACAAAAAUAAAAGGCUAACAUGCUCCAGAUCUACACAAAGCCCAGGGAAACUUUGGAUCCUUCUAAAGAACUAGCGAGCAUUGUUUUUGUACGGAUGAACAUUCUUGUUACAGUCACAUUUGUGUGUCAGAUAUUCUUAAAAACAAUAGCAGAAUCUAUGGGCUUCCCUUAAGAAUGUACUUUUUUUUCUUUGUGAUACGUAUUGUUGUUGUUUGAAAUUGUUAUCUUCAAAUGUAUUGAGGCCCCAAGUCAGUGAUGUCUUGACAUCUUAUAUUAAGAUCCUCAGACAUCCAGGAGUGAUGUUGUGGCCAAUGCUUUUGGAGGAAACAACCUUUCUUGUAGACAGCAUUCAAAUAAAAAGGAAUGUACGACUACAUCCACAGCCAAGAAAAUGUAUGCAAUGCAGCAAUGACACUGUGUUUUUUUGAAUUAGGGAAAUGCUGAAAGAAAGAAAAAACAAUACAGUGAGCUGCUGUUUGGGAUAUGGAGAGGGGUGAGUUCCUUAAUGUUUUUCUGGCCAGAUGUAAUUAUAAUACCACUGGUCUCUCAAAUAUGGUUAAGAGAUUGAGGGUGCAAUUCUGUGUACCAGGGACUGAAAAUAACAAUAUAUCUUUUUUCAUGUCAGGAGCAACUUAGGAAACUGCAAGUCACUUCUGUUGUGAGAAAAUUGGCAUAAUAAUAAUAAUAAUAAUAAUAAUAAUAACAACAACAACAACAACAAUACACUUUAUUUAUAUUCCACUUUAUUUCCCCAGAGGGUCUCUGAGUGGAUUAGAGUACACAUAUGGGCAGCAUUCAAUGCCUUUUACACACAGACAUACAACACAGACAAAGGUAAAGGCCUUCCCCUUUUUCCAUUUCUGGCCUCUGGAGGCAAUGCUCAACUCUGGCCAUUGGGAGGUGUUCUUGAUCCAUUUUUCCAUGCUGAGAAGCCUGUUGUCCAUAGACAUCUCCUAUUGUGUUGCCAGCAUGUCUGCAUAGGGUUCCCUUUUACCUUCCCGCCAUGGCAGUACCUAUUGAUCUACUCAUAUUGCAUACUUUUUUGAAGUGCAAAACACCUAGAGGGCUGAAGUUUACCCAUUCCUGGUCUACAGGAUCCCAUUAAAGGAGCUAGAUAUCCUGGAGAGAUGUUCUUUGCAGAAGUGCUCUGUGUCGAAAUCGCUAGGUCCUCCAGCAUAACUGUAGGAAGUUGAUUAUAGAGUCACACUGGAGGACCAAGAAAUUCCUAGAGAUAAUAUUUUUAAUAAAGUCUUGAAUAAUGAAAUCUGUAAAAGUCAAAACUGGAAAUGUGGAGGGAUGACUGUAACUCCUCAGUAAUUGUGCAUAGGAUUGCUGCCUAAUAGCAGGCCAUGCUAGAAUACAUUUCCCUUUGUCUCAGAUUGAUUUUCCACCAUAAGAAAAGUUUGUCUUAUUCCUUAUGCACAACUGAGGCUAAUAAAAAACAUUCUGAUUUAGUAGGAAUUUGGCAUUCUAAUUCUCAAAAUCACCUCAGAUUUGCUUCAUUAUGUACAGCUUUUUCCCCACAACGUGCUUUGAUAUUUCUGUGUUGCAAGAUGUGACCGAAUUAAAUUAGUAUGUGAAUUAGUAAUGCAAUAUGGGAAAUAACCGUAUGUGUGGUGCAACAUUUUUAUUGCUUUCUGAAUUGAACAUCCAAAAAUAUAUUAAAAACAGCUACAUUGUGUUUUUUAAAAGUUGGUUUUGUUUCAAGCCUAUGUAAUUAAUGAAAACCAAGUUUCCAUAAAACUCAGAGCUUGGAAAAAAUACUUCUUUGAAACACAGCUCCCAGAAUCUUUCAUGCUGGAUGAAAAAUCCUGGCGGUUUUGUCUAAAAAUAACUUACUUAACCUCUUUUACAAAACAUGGGCUGCUAAUUUAUUUCAAACCAUAAUUUUAAUCUGCCUAACAGGUUAACCAUUACUCACCUGACUGCAUAUUAAGUUUGAAACCAAGGUUAGCAGUCAGAAGAUACUAGCAAUUGAUCUGAAGAAGGGAAAGACUAUGUGAGCCUGUGGGUUGCUUUCAAUCUCUUAACCAUAUUAAAAACUUUAUCGCACAAAGCUGAUGGAAGUGCAAUUUCAGCAGGAUAAAAACACGUGUUGAUGUUGUGUUUUCCUGUAAUCACAUUGCACUUGAAUCAUGAUUUGACUUAUCUCUUUUCAUUAGUGGGGAAAACCCAUCAAUGAAUCCAACAGCACUGCUGUUCCACCACUCUCUCUUGUGUGAUAAUGUCCUCUCGCCACAGUUCUGCUAUUGCAAAGUGGAGGAAAGACUGUGCAGAUGUGACAAAAUGGAGGGUGGGGCGGGGGCGGAGCGAGCAAACAAACACAGCAUGCAUCCCAUUGGGAAGGGCAAACACAAGAUGUGAAAGUGAUUGGUCUAAUAAAGUAUAUUUCCAAUGUGGUUGUGAUUAUGCAAUAAACUGGUGUGAUCAAGUCCUAUGAUGUGAUCAAGUCCUAUGAGAUUAGUGAUGUUAUAGCUCAGGCAUGGGCAAACUUUGGCCCUCCGGUAGGCUGUUAGGAAUUGUGGGAGUUGAAGUCCAAAACACCUGGAGGGCCAAAGUUUGCCCAUGCCUGUUAUAGGUGCAUCAUAAAAUGACAGCAGGAUCUCACAUUUGUAGCAUGAUGCAGUGCAACAAGUACACACUGCUAUUGGGCUGCAGGGAGGAAUGAAAAAGUUCACUGGACCCUCUUUGUACCAAGAGUUUUAAAAUGUUACUUUUUUGUACUAGAACUCCCAGAAUAAACUACCCAGCUUGGCCAUUGACCGAAGAAUACUGGGAAUUUAAGUCCAGAAAGUAUUGUUCCCAAAACUCUGGUUGUGCCCUUUUAUAGAGUGUGUGUUCCUGAUAAAUUUACUGCUUUGUAAAAAUUUGGACAAUAUUUCUUUAUUCAUUCUUUUUACAAAAGUGUUCAGCCACCACAGGAGUCAAUUAAUAUUAGAUUUUUUUUUCUUUUUUGAAAUUAUUUUUAAAUUUGGUAACUGGCCUCUGUUUAAGA